AUGCAAGAGAGUGGUCGUUGUGGAAGGAAUGGCGAUCAAAGCAAAGCAGUUUUGUUGUACAACAGCAUUACAAUUCGUACAGCAGAUAUUGACAUGAAGGAGUAUGUACAUUCAACUAUGUGUCGGCGUCGGCAAUUACUUCAUCAUUUUAGCACUCCAGUUGGUACUAAAAUACUAAAGGGACAUUUGAGUUGUGAUAUUUGUGCAACAAAUUGUGCUUGCAAUAAUGGCUUGUGCAGAUCUGAUGUUUUCCUUCCAGUCUAUAAUUUGCAGGAAAAACCUGACAAGAUACGAAAUGUGUACGAUACUGAGAAGGAGGAGUUAAGAGAAGCGCUAAAUAUGUUGAUGAAAAAACUCCUCAUGAAGAAUAUAUUAGUCCAGCGGAUAUGCACAGAUAUUUGAGAAAAUCAUGUACUUUGGGAAGAAAGCACCAAAUUCACAGAAAGUGUAGACUUUAACAUGAUAAUGAAUCUUAGAUAUGGAGGCAUCACCAAAAUUGAUGUUGACGGCUUAAAAUUUAGGAUUUCUUAUAUUCUCUUAUUAAUCUCUUAUACAAUUAAAAAUUGUGAAAUUGCAGUUUCACAUAUAGCAAAAAUGACAUGUGACACUAGAAAGCUUACAAAAAACUGCAUAUUAGACAUUUGAGCAGUUACUUUGAUUUUCCAACUCCUCUGGAGUUAUGAGCGGUUGAAAAUAUAUUUUAAGGCUAGUGUUCAGGACUUUGGCGGGAUUUUUGCCUAUUUAUCACGUUUUUAAAUAGCAAUAACUGGAAGACCGCUUGGAAAAUCAAUCAGCCGUUUAAAAGUCUUAUAUGUAGUUUUUUGUAAGCUUUCUAAUCAUGCAAGUCAUUUUUUCUAUAUGUGAAACUGCAAUUUCACAAUUUUAAACAAUAAUAGAGUUUAAGAAGAGAAUAUAAGAAAUCCUAAAUUUUAAGCCGUCAGCAUCAAUUUUGGUUAUGCCUCCAUAUCUAAAAUUCAUUAUCAUGUUAAAGUCUACACUUCCUGUGAAUUGGGUGCUUUCUUCAGAAAGUGCACGACUUUUUACUUUUCCGCUGGACUAUAUAUCUGGUGAGAAGCAAAAGGUUAUAGCUGUGUCAUACCCAAACAGUUUGAUGGAGUUUGGAGUGGAUGUAAUAGAUCAAGUGAUAGCAUAUGCCGAGUGUAUCUCAAAGUCGAGGGUCGAGAGUCGAGAGUAAAGGUCGAGAGUCGAGAGUAAAAGUCGAGAUUCGAGAGUAAAAGUCGAGAGUCGAGAGUAAAAAGUCGAGAGUCUUGAGUAAAAAGUCGAGAGUCGAUCGAGAGUAAAAAGUCGAGAGUCGGCAAAUGUCAUCAGAAACAACACAUUGGAGGGUCAAAAUGUUUUUAACACAAUAUAUAACCGAUAACUGUAACAACGGCUGAUUAUAGCCGUACGGGCGAGGGGGGGGGGAGGCAGUCCCGCCUCCCAGUCAAAAUAAAAUCAUGCAAAUUAUAAACGUAUAAAUUCGGGCAAAAGUUGAGGGAAAUAAAUUUAAAAAGAAAACAGUACAUGCAAUAUGGUAUUUGAAAAUACCAGAAAUAUGUAAAAGUAACGAGGAAUCGACAAAUAGGAAAAUAUUUUUGUCUACUUCCCAACGACAAUUUUGGAAAUUUAGUUACACGGAAAAUUUUAUUCAGUGGGUAAAAGUCGAUCGGGUAAAUUUCUUCCCGCCCGUACGCCUAUGACGGCUGAACUCAUUUCAUUUCCUGUGUAUCGGAACAUAAAGCAAACAAUAUUUGCGAAACAUAAUUAGUAUGCUCAAAUUCUCGAAAUUAAAGUAAACAAGAGGCAUAUACAAUCAAAGGAAUAAUCCAGUAUAAUAUAAAACAAAAACUUUCGCAAAAAUUUAGCCACAACAUUCAAUAAUAACUAUUAUCUAAUAACUAGUUUUAUCGCUUCCUUAUAUAUUACUGUCCAUCCUUCCCACUUUUGCAUGCACCUAUUUCCGCGAAAAAUUACUUAUAUGUGAAGCUACAUAUAAAUACUAGGACUUUACAAUCACGUGCGAGACAUAUUACCACCCGAUAGAGUCACACAUACGACAAAAGAAUCCUAUUUUUACUGGCUCGUAUUUAUGAAUUCACAAUUGUAUGAAUCGUUAGAUUGUGAUCAACGUGGAUUUCUUAAUACGCUCUCGUUUGAUAUAAACGUACGUUAAUAUUAUAAGUGACAUUUUAGUUACAAGCCUGGAGAUGGCUGUCAAAAUUCAGCGGAGUUUAUGUGUCAGUUAGAAUGAAAUGACAUGUGAAAACAUUUAGCAAGAUUGAGGCAUCAAAUGCGAUAUUAUUUUCUUAUCCAAUCUUUUUUGUUUUUGUUAUCACGUUUUUAUUAUUGACUGUUGUAGCAAUGUUUAUUGGAAAGUUCGUAUUUCAGCCGUUGGGACUUGUUACGGAAUGGCUAUGUAAACGUGGUUAAAAAUAUUUUGACUUUGUUGUUUCUGAUGGCAUUUGCCGACUCUCGACUUUUUACUCUCGAUCGACUCUCGACUUUUUACUCCCGACUCUCGACUUUUUACUCUCGACUCUCGACUUUUACUCUCGACUCUCGACCUAUACUCUCGACUCUCGAUCCUCGACUUUUAGAUACACUCGCAUAUGCCCACCUUAUUUUCAAUGUUGAAGAUGUAAUGAAAUAUGCUGAUAUUUGGCAGAAGAAGCAUGCAUUCUUUGUAUUAGAAAUUUUUCAAUCUCAAUCAAUUUUCCAUGCAUUGAGCACAUUUAUGACACAUGUGACGGGCAGUCAGAUGAUGAAGAUUCUGAUGAACAAGAGAUUGCUAAUUGGGAACAAAUCAUUGAAGAUCCAUCAUUCUUAAGUCUAUUAGAUGAAACAGAAUGGCAUAUUGAUUCAUUUUCUUUUCAAGAUAGCAUUUCAAUUGAACCAUCGAGUUAUCCCAAUGCUGUAGAAACUGCUAUUGAUACUAUAUAA
Molecule: messenger RNA, 2940 nt
Organism: Paramuricea clavata
Lineage: Eukaryota; Metazoa; Cnidaria; Anthozoa; Malacalcyonacea; Plexauridae
Source: the annotation of a GenBank genome assembly